GAAACUGUUUGGGGGAUAAGCGGGAACUGUCGCCUAACUCUGGGCUUGGGGGAAAGCAGCACCGACCGCCCAAAACUGCGAGGCAGGAGAGGAAAAGCAGCGAAGCUGACGGUGCUGGGGAUCCCACCUGGCAAACGCCGGCGGAGCGGAGCGUUUGUCUGUCUGUCUGUCUGUCCGUCUGUCCCUCUGGCUGAGGAUCCCGAGGAUCACAUGAAUCCCGUCCUGCCCCCUCCCUCCGCAGCCCCGUCCCGCUGCGCUCCUCGCAACUCCUGCAAACUCGCCCAAAGCAGAGGCACUUCCCACAGGCAGCCUCUGCCUCUCCUCGAGGGGCUCUGGCAGCUGCCAAAACUCUCUUUUCCCUCUUUCCAAAUAAAGUUCCAGCACUCGCAGAGGAGAUUCCUGCAAAAGCGAACGAUGAUUGCCCGUAGCAAGAAAGGCUCAUGUUCUCAACUCUGCCUCGCUCUCUGCACCUUUGGGCUGGCGCUGCUGGGGGAUGUGUCCCGGGCUGUACCCAUGGACGAUCAGGAUUAUUACCUGCAGGAAAUUACCAACAGGGAUCAUUAUUAUUCCUUUCCAUAUCCUGGGGAAGAGUUUUUUCCUUUCACGGAGCAACCUGGAGAGGAAGGACCUCACCGCGCUGCAGAGACAGAGGAGCACCCGCGGUUCAAACCCAGCAGGAAAGAGUUAAAACCGAAGAAGAACAACAAAAAAGGAAAACCGAUUCUUGAAACGCCACCAGAUUGCCCUCCACUUGGUCUAGAGACAUUAAAAAUCACUGACUUCCAGCUCCAUGCCUCCACAGCGAAGCGCUACGGCCUGGGGGCCCACAGAGGAAGGCUCAAUAUUCAGGCAGGUGUUAACGAAAAUGAUUUUUAUGAUGGUGCUUGGUGUGCAGGAAGAAAUGACCCAUAUCAGUGGAUUGAAGUGGAUGCUCGAAGGCUCACAAAAUUCACUGGAGUCAUCACACAAGGAAGAAACUCCCUCUGGUCGAGUAACUGGGUGACCUCUUACAGAGUCUUGGUGAGCAAUGACAGCCACGCAUGGACUGCUGUCAGAAACGAAUCUGGAGACGUGAUUUUUACCGGAAACAGUGAGAAGGAGAUCCCAGUUCUCAAUAUGCUGCCGGUGCCACUGGUCGCACGUUACAUCCGGAUAAACCCCCGGUCCUGGUUUGAGGAAGGAAGUAUCUGCAUGAGACUGGAAAUCUUGGGCUGUCCUUUGCCAGACCCAAAUAAUUAUUACCACAGAAGAAACGAAAUGACGACCACAGAUAAUCUGGACUUUAAGCAUCACAACUACAAGGAAAUGAGGCAGUUGAUGAAAACUGUGAAUAAAAUGUGUCCAAAUAUCACAAGAAUUUACAAUAUUGGAAAAAGCAACCAAGGACUGAAGCUUUAUGCUGUCGAGAUUUCUGACAACCCAGGAGAGCACGAAGUUGGGGAACCAGAGUUUCACUACAUUGCAGGAGCUCAUGGGAAUGAAGUGCUUGGACGUGAGCUAAUCCUCUUGCUAAUGCAGUUUAUGUGCCAGGAAUACCUGGCUGGGAACCCACGGAUUGUCCAUCUCAUUGAGGACACAAGGAUCCACCUCCUGCCCUCAGUCAACCCAGAUGGAUAUGACAAGGCAUAUAAAGCGGGUUCAGAAUUAGGGGGCUGGUCUUUAGGACGAUGGACUCAGGACGGCAUUGACAUCAACAAUAAUUUCCCUGACUUAAACUCUUUGCUCUGGGAGUCAGAAGAUCAGAAGAAAAGUAAAAGAAAAGUUCCAAACCAUCACAUCCCCAUCCCUGACUGGUACCUGUCUGAAAACGCCACUGUGGCGGUGGAGACACGGGCAAUAAUAGCGUGGAUGGAAAAAAUUCCUUUCGUGCUGGGGGGCAAUUUGCAGGGAGGGGAGCUGGUGGUGGCCUAUCCCUACGACAUGGUGAGGUCCAUGUGGAAAACCCAGGAUUACACCCCCACCCCAGACGACCACGUGUUCCGCUGGCUGGCCUAUUCCUACGCCUCCACCCACCGCCUGAUGACGGACGCGAGAAGGAGAGCGUGUCACACGGAGGAUUUCCAGAAGGAGGAUGGCACUGUUAAUGGAGCCUCCUGGCACACCGUGGCUGGAAGCAUAAAUGACUUCAGUUACCUGCACACAAACUGCUUUGAGCUCUCCAUCUAUGUUGGCUGUGACAAAUACCCCCACGAGAGUGAGUUGCCUGAAGAAUGGGAAAACAACCGCGAGUCCCUGAUUGUUUUCAUGGAACAGGUCCAUCGUGGCAUCAAAGGCAUAGUGAAAGAUGUGCAUGGAAAGGGAAUCCCAAAUGCUGUUAUCUCAGUAGAAGGUGUCAACCAUGACAUUCGCACAGGAGCCGACGGCGAUUACUGGCGCCUCCUCAACCCUGGCGAGUACGUGGUGGGCGUGAGGGCCGAGGGCUACACCGCCGCCACCAAGACCUGCGAGGUGGGCUACGACAUGGGGGCCACCCAGUGCGACUUCACCAUCUCCAAAACCAACCUGGCGAGGAUCAAGGAGAUCAUGAGGAAGUUUGGGAAGCAGCCCAUCAGCCUGUCCAUGCGCCGGCACCGGCAGCGGGCGCGGCAGUGGCAGCAGCACCGAUAGGCGCCGGCCCGGCGUCUCCCGGUGCCCGCGAGCUCUGCUUCUGCCAGCCUGGCUGUAGUCGUAGUGAGAGUUUCAUAGCCCAUCUCUUCGUGCAUAUUUCCCUGCAAGAGGCCUUUCUGUUAGUGGAGCGGGAUGGACGGUGGGGGUUCUCGUUUUUGGCAGAAAAAUCGGAAGCAAAAAUUUCAAGCUCAACCAAAAACGGCCCCCGGGUUGAAGGGAGAGGCAGGAGAACAUAGGAAGGUGUUUUGAGUUAACCUGGAGUGAAAUGUUUGGCUUGUUGGGUUGUUUGAUCCUUUGCAAAUCUGUUUUCUUUAAAAAGAGGAGAAAGAAGGAUUAAAAAAAAAAAAAAAGAUACUUGUAAAGGAGAAGUGUUGUUCUGAAUGCAAAAUUGAAAAAUGUUGUAUCUAAAGUAUAAAAUUGGUGUAUUUUUGGAAUUCUAAAGAAGUUUGACAUUCCUUAUGUUUUAUUCUCGUAUGGAAGGAAAGCUGAGAGGGGACAAUUUACAUUUAAUGUGGUUAAAACAUGUCAUAAUUUCAUCCCCUUUUCCCUGAAAGUCUCUCUUCUGACAAACACCAAAACAUUCAGAAAAAAAACCUGCAGUGAAUAACCCACCUUUGCUUUCCUGCUUGGGUUGUUUAUAUUUAAGGAUGUAAUGUGAGUCCAGAGUUUAAUGCCAGGAGUGUUUUCUUCUCUGGCUUUUUAAGCCUGCACUUUUACUCUGUGAACUAAACCUAAUAAAAAGAUCCUGGGAUAAGGACCACUUUGGUGUUGUGGCAUUGCAGCCCUUCUCUAACGUGGGACAAGGACUAGAAUAAAGCUUUUCCUGAGGAACAGCCAGUUGUGUCAUGUGUAUGAGAGGAGAGUCUUAGCCACUGAUAGGUGCUUAGUUCAUAAAUUAAUUGAUUUUUGGCCUGAUUUUAAGUGCCUUUUGUGCUCACGCACAUCUCAUGCCACUGUCUUCUGUGACAUGCAAGGGAUUUUGGGUCCCACUGCAUGAUCUGCUCAUCCUGCUUCUGCAGCUGCUGCCUCUAUGGGAGCAGGAUUUGUGCUUUUUUUACUGGCUUUUAAGUAACAAAAUUCUACAGCAGGAUAGGAUUGAGGAAAGAUGCAGAUCUAGAAAGAAUGAACUAAAUACACACUGGACAAAGAGUCAGUGGAUGAAAAUGUAACUUUGCUCUGGUAGCUCCAAUGCUAUGAUCUUAAUUAUACCAAAAAAAAGGGCCAGCUACAUGAUUUUAGCCAGCCAAAAGUCUGUGGCUAAACAAACAUCUUGUAAUAUGCUUGGUAGAAAGACUGCAGCAUACACUUCCAAAUACAAUUCUGUUUUAAACAUUUUAAUUGCUAUUACAGUUUUUGCCUGUUUGAUAUGAUUCUUGGAACAGACAUUCCCCAAAGUAUCGUUCAAAGCUGAGGAAAAAAUAAAGUGCCAGUAGAAAACUUACUGUAAAAGUAUCACGUGCCAUCUGUAUUAAAUCCUUUGUUUUUCUUGUCAAGGAAUGUUGGAAACACAUACAAGGCAAAAAGAUUUAGAGAAUGAAUAACAUAAUCAUGAACUCUUGCAUAGUAAGUAGCCAUAUUUUUAAAUUUCUUAGAUAAUUCCAGCUCAUGCUUUUUGUGUAAUUACCAUUAAAUAACAGCAAUGUGUUUGCCAGCAAGGGCUUAAAGAAAACAGAAGAGUGCAAACGUAAUUCUCUAUGACUUAAAUUGUGGAACAGCUCCAAGUCAGCAUCAUUUAGAUUAACUCAUAGAGGUAAACAAAUAAUCCAGUCAUUUGGAAUUAUAUUUUACUUAUUUCACCCUAUUUACCAGCCUUACAACGUUCUAUAUGCCAUAUAUUUUUGCAUAGCAAAUAUAACAGCAAUUUUUCAAAAAGGGUAUUCUUUUCUGACAGGUGAGAAGGGAUUAAUGAUGUCUUUGUGCAGGUAGCAAUGUGACAUAAUUUUUGAAUAUGGAGUAAUGAGAGCAGACAAUUUGUUAGCAGUUAAAUUUGGCUUGUUUAUUGGCAUGUGUAGAUUUUGUUGCCACCACAAUAGAUCAGGAUCAUACACUAUAUUUUGUGCUAUGAACUGAUGGAGUUUCUCCGGUGGAUUCUCUCUGCAGUCCCACAAAGGCUGUCCAGUUGCCUUGCUGGGGGUGAUUAACAUGCACAGACAAACGAGGAACAAACCAGCCAAAUUUAAAUCCCUCUGAUGAUCAGGUUGGAGGUGGAAACCACCCUCUGAGUCCUGACAGGUCAGUUUUUUCCACCUGGAGAUAAUGGUGUUAGAGCUUAACUUCACAAACCUGGAGGUUCCCAUGCUUUGUUCUCAGAAAUGAGCUUAUCGCAGCGAGAAGUUAUUUUUCAUUUGGUAGCAAGAAGUGGAUUUCAUGGGGUAUUCUUGGACAUCUCUUAGGUGCAAUUAGAGGGAUUCUGAUUGCUGAAGACCUCAUGAACAUCAGAUGCUGAAGAUGGUGGCUUUGGUGCUCUUUACUGGCCAUCACUAGUACUGACACAUAUUUGGGCACAGCAAAAUAUGACUAAUGCAGGUGACCCUACUCCAUUUUAGUCCAGGCAUUACUACAUAAAUGGCCUAAUAGCUGUCAA
Messenger RNA from Pipra filicauda (Wire-tailed manakin), 5191 nucleotides. RefSeq names its product carboxypeptidase X, M14 family member 2 (gene CPXM2). Lineage: Eukaryota; Metazoa; Chordata; Aves; Passeriformes; Pipridae. Bases 211 to 2607 code for a protein of 798 amino acids. Gene Ontology annotation, biological process: proteolysis. Gene Ontology annotation, molecular function: zinc ion binding; metallocarboxypeptidase activity. The transcript has 13 exons. The record is from RefSeq and is a predicted model, not a curated record.